AUCUGUAAUCCAUUGAUUCUCUACCAAUCUCUCUAUCUCUACCCCCAAUCCCAAAUCAAAAACCUAGGGUUUCAUAUCUCUCUCUCUCUCUCUCUCUCUCUUAAACCAUGACAGGAAAAGCGAAGCCAAAGAAGCACACAGCGAAGGAGAUCGCAGCAAAAGUUGACGCCGCAACCACAAACAGAGGAGGAGGAAAAGCUGGUCGGGCUGAUAGGUCAGGAUCUGAGAAAGGCGGCCAUGCGAAGCUUGAGUGUCCUCACUGCAAGAUCACAGCUCCGGAUCUCAAGUCCAUGCAGAUCCACCAUGAUGCUAAGCACCCUAAGCUUCCUUUUGACGAUUCCAAGCUCGUCAAUCUCCACGCUUCCCAUGUUGUUGAGUCCAGUAAACCACGCCCUGGCGUCCGUGGCAGCCACAAGAAUUGAAGAGCUUAUUGGCAUCUAAAUAAAGUUAGGAUCUUGAUGCAGACAACAAAUCAGACCUAUCAAUAUGAUUGAUUUUGUUGGACUUGAUUGAUGGUGAUUGAUGCCGAUUGCCACUGAUUGAUGCUGAGAGAUUUGACUGUUAUUUGAAUGUUAUUUCCAUAUAUUAUGUAGUCUCGUUAUGGUUUUAUUUUCUGUCCAUAAAAGAUGUAAUUUCGGGACUAUUUAAAGGGUCUCAAGUUUGCUAUUGUAACUGGUUAAUUAUGGAUUUAUAAAAUUUGGGGGUUUUAUUCUAAUGCUUGGGGCUCUGAUUCCAAGCAUGCACAA
Quercus robur (English oak) is the source of this 746-nucleotide messenger RNA. RefSeq names its product protein METHYLENE BLUE SENSITIVITY 1. The transcript is spliced from 2 exons. The coding region runs from base 108 to 422 and encodes 104 amino acids. The record is from RefSeq and is a predicted model, not a curated record. Lineage: Eukaryota; Viridiplantae; Streptophyta; Magnoliopsida; Fagales; Fagaceae.